Messenger RNA from Cinclus cinclus, 3618 nucleotides. It is a transcript of the gene ENTPD1, whose product is annotated as ectonucleoside triphosphate diphosphohydrolase 1. The transcript is spliced from 10 exons. Gene Ontology annotation, biological process: nucleoside diphosphate catabolic process. The record is from RefSeq and is a predicted model, not a curated record. Gene Ontology annotation, molecular function: UDP phosphatase activity; GDP phosphatase activity. NCBI's taxonomy places the organism in Eukaryota, Metazoa, Chordata, Aves, Passeriformes, Cinclidae. Bases 1 to 1602 code for a protein of 533 amino acids. Gene Ontology annotation, cellular component: plasma membrane.
AUGGGACUGAAUGUCGUAAGCUAUGGAGAAAAGUUGCUGAGAAUUCUCCAGCACUACCCUGUAUUUCUUAUUCGUGUCACAGGUACCAAACCAAAGAUGUCCUCAACAAGAACGAUUCUACUCAUCCUGGGAUUCCUCUCUACUUUGGCUGUAAUUGCUUUAAUUGCUGUAGCAGUGACCCAAAACCAGCCACUUCCGGAGAAUAUUAAGUAUGGGAUUGUGCUGGAUGCGGGAUCGUCCCACACCAACCUCUACGUAUACGAGUGGCCAGCAGAGAAGGAGAACGACACUGGGGUGGUGAAGCAGGUGGAGGUGUGUAAAGUUGAAGGCCCUGGGAUCUCAGGUUACUCCCACGCCACAGAGAAGGCAGGUCCCUCUCUGGCACAGUGCCUACAACAAGCAAAAGAGGUGAUUCCCUCAGCACAGCACAAAGAGACACCCGUCUACCUCGGAGCAACUGCUGGCAUGCGGCUCCUCAGGUUGCAGAAUGAAAGUGCAGCUGACAAAGUCUUGUCCUCAGUAGGAAACACACUACGCUCAGCUCCCUUCAACUUCCAAGGUGCCAGAAUCAUCACUGGUCAGGAAGAAGGAGCCUAUGGAUGGAUCACCAUUAACUACCUUCUGGGCAAUUUCAAGCAGUCUGGCUGGAAAAAGCUUCUACACUCCCUGAAAUCCUUAAGUGAGACAUCAGGAGCACUAGACCUUGGAGGAGCCUCCACACAGAUUACCUUUGUAUCAAAGGACCUCUCUUCUGAGUCCCCAGAGAACCAGCUCUACUUCCGUCUCUACGGCAAGGAUUACCAAGUGUACACGCACAGCUUUCUCUGCUAUGGGAAGGACCAGGCUCUGCAAAAGAAACUGGCUAUGGACCUACAGACCAUGGAGAACAGCGAUCUCCCUGACCCAUGCUUUCACAAGGGUUAUGAGAGGACUAUAAAUAUUAGUGACUUCUUCAAAAACCCUUGCACAUCAGACAAGAAAAAGCAAUUACCUUUCGACCAGCUGUACAUAAAGGGAGAGGGAGACUAUCAAAAGUGCCGAGAAAGGAUCCAGAAACUCUUCAACAAAAGCAGUUGUCCUUACUCCAGUUGCUCCUUCAAUGAGAUAUACCUACCUCCAUUACAAGGGGAUUUUGGGGCUUUCUCUGCUUUCUAUUUUGUGAUGAACUUUUUGAACCUGACCAGUGCAGCAAACCCCCUUGCCCUGAACAAAGUGACCAGCACCAUUGAGAGCUUCUGUGCCCAGCCUUGGCAAGAGGUGAAGACAGCAUAUCACCACAUUAAAGAAAAGUACCUGAGUGAAUAUUGUUUCUCUGGAGCCUACAUCCUUUCUCUCCUGGAAAAUGGCUACGGGUUCACUGAAAAUAACUGGCAAAUGAUCCACUUCCUUGGAAAGAUUGGCAGCAGUGAUGCAGGUUGGACCCUGGGCUACAUGCUGAACCUGACCAACAUGAUCCCUGCAGAGGAGCCAGCUGGGCCCCCUCUCUCCCAUGGCAGCUACGUGGGGCUGAUGGUGCUGUGCUCCCUUGUGCUGGUGUCUGUGCUCCUGUUUGCCUGGCUUCUCUUCCACAAGCCCAAGUGCCUGCAGAAAGGGAUUGUUUAGGAAGAACCUGAAGGGGAGAGGAGCCACGUCAUCCUGGCUGCUCAGGGCUAGGAGACCCCAGCAGAGCAGGCUGUACUGCAGAGUCCCUCUCACUGAAGCUACUGACUGUACAACAAGGGCAUUUACUUCUUCUGAAUCACACUUGCACUGACAGAUGUUGGGACAUCAGUCUCGCCACCUUCUCUGCCAAGGACAGACAAGCUCAUGUCUCCUCCUUGAAUGGGUCAUACUUUCAUUCAAUGAAACUUUGUUGCUUGUUGGUUUCUGCCUUGUGCACAGCAUUAUAAAGAGACAAGUGGCAGCAAUCUUUGGGAGCCAGUGCUCCUGCAAGGGUUAUCUCAGGGUCACACAUCCCACUGAGCUCUUGGGAGCUAUCACAGACAGGGUGAUCCUGCUCCUUCUUCAUUGAAUGUGUUCCCAAGAGCCCUUUCUGCACCAGCACACCUCUGCACACCUCCCUGUGCCCUGAGCUCUCACAGCCCUACAUCUGGUACAGCUCUUGCACCUGGCUGGCCCCUGAAGGUGGGUCAGGCUCCCAAAUGCCCCUCUGGGAAAAGAAGGGAUGAGGAUGAAGAAACUGAACAUGCUUGUGGUCAUCAGCCCUUAACUGGACUCUGUUGACUGCCAGCUCCUUUUGCAGGUGGCAAAAUGCCUUUUUCCCUUGUCUUCCCGAUGUUGUUGCUGGACCAAAGCUGGCUCACUGUGGCACUGAGCCAUUCCCAUGUCCCUAAGGUACAUCAAGCCACAAGUUCCCAGCCAGGCAUUGCUGCCUUUUGUAGGAAGAGCUUGUACUGGCCCAGGUUCCUUGGCCAGUAGUGAUUAUUUAUGCCUGCAGGGACUCUGGUGUGAUCAGUGUGCCCUCAGGUAUAGACCCACUAAAGCAGUCCAGGGUCUCUGUGCUGAUAACACAGCAGUCUCCAAUCUAGGGAAAGUGUUUAUUAGUUAAUGUUCCUGUAGGCAGCUGGCAGCAGUUAACCAGCAUGAGUACGCACAGAUUGAACCACUCAUUCCACCAGCAAAAUUAGUGAAGAUUUGCCUUUCCUUUCCUCAUAGCACAGGCUUAUCCUAAUGGCCAUAAGACACAGGGCUUGUGAGUGAACAUACUGCAGCCCAUCUUCUAGCACACAACUAGGGCAAUGCCACUGACUGAGUUUAUGAAUCACUUUCUUCCAUUUUUCCAUUCCUUGGUCCAAAAAAAAAAAAAAAAAGAGAAAAAAAGAGAAAGAGAGGUAAGUCAGAAAUCCAUUUUUGUAAAAACACUCAGAAACCACUGGUGCCUGUCUACCUCCCACAAAAUCUCAGAAAUCUCUUCUCCUAAUGACCUGUAAAUGUGGAGGCAAAAAUAAAGCAGAUGUUAUAGAGAGGAAGGCAUAGCAAACACACACCUGGGCAGGGGUGUAGGCAGUGUGGAGGGGGUCAGGAUGUGCAAACCCAAUAAUGCCUUCUCCUUUAGGCAAGCACAAACACAGAGCUCUCCCAGUCUGUCCCUCUGCAGAGUCCAGGCUGGAAAUUGUCACCCAGUUAUUUCUACUUCAUGCCUGGAAAUAGAAGCCCUAAUAUAUUGAAGGACCUAAAGGUAAGGGAAAAAAACUACACUGUCCUAUGAUCUCUGGGCAGAUCAUUGUUCUACCAAAAACCUGUGUCUUAUUUUUGCUCUGACUUGGCUGACUUCAGCUUCUAUUGGAUCUUGUUCUGCCCAUUUCCAAAAGACUGAGUAACUCUGCUAUUAAAAUCCCUUUUUCCUUGUUGGUGCUUGCAAGUUGUCAUUAUAUCAUAUUAAAUAGAUUGGUUUUCAAUCUGUAAAGUGGUCUCUGCUGACCUCACUUGUCUUCUUGAUUCUCAACUUGUUUUCAAAGUUUUACAUCUUUCUGAAACUUAGACACCAAAGUUUUCAGCAGGUAGUAGAGCCACUAAUAGUGUAUAUAUUGCUCUAUGCUCUAUGCUCAUCAUUCAUAUAUCUCUGGUCCAGGUCUGUUCACUUAAUAAAAAGAUUUUAGGCUUUUGAGUCCAGCUGGA